CUCAAGAUGGGCAGCAGCGGACAAGAGUUCGUUGGUGGCGUGGGGAGGGUCGGCGGCCAAGGGUCGGCGGCCACGGACGACGGCGGGAAGGGGACGCAGUGCAAGAACACGAAGCAAAAUCAGCGCAAGAAGCUCAAUGGUAGCUCCCUCAUCAAGGAGAAGUGCCAGAAGGUGGUUAAGUCUCAGGACAAGCAGCGUCCAGAUUACCGUGGCAGAAAUACCAAGCCAGCCAGUGCGGGACUACGAUCUCCAAAAUUGACGAGUUCACCGGGGGUUAAUUUCCUUGUCAGGUCUGCAGCAGCGAAAAGGGCAAAAAUGGCAGGUUCACCGAAGACACCACAACCACCAAGUUGUUCUCAAAUAGGUUCCCCUUCUCUUCAUGAUCUUUCUCCUGAUACAGCAGCGGCCAAUUCACAUGAAAAUCAAGAUAAGGAGUACACGUUUGCUCCUUUGAACUCGGAAUGGGACUUGGCUGAAGCUGUAAUGAAGGUGUUGGAGGUCUUCUACACGGCAACAGAAACCCUUUCAGGCACAAAGUACAAGUACGACUUCCUUGAGUUUCUGUUGAGUGACUUUGGAAGUGAAAAGGAGGCGGAAACAUGGAUGGGUGAAGUGAAGGAUAACAUGCAGAAGCUCUUCAAUGAGUACAAUAAAGAGGUUGAGUCACAGAGAGAGUGGUACUCAGGAAGCGGAAGAUGA
Molecule: messenger RNA, 699 nt
Organism: Lolium rigidum
Lineage: Eukaryota; Viridiplantae; Streptophyta; Magnoliopsida; Poales; Poaceae
Exons: 4
Coding region: 7-699 (230 amino acids)
Source: RefSeq, a predicted model, not a curated record